GCUGAAGAUCCGCGGCUCCGACCCUCACUUUCUGAUUGACAGCCGGAGCACUAACAUGGCUUCUCAACGGGUCAUCGUCUACGGAGGAAGAGGCGCUCUGGGCUCCAAGUGUAUCCAGCAUUUCAAGUCCAACGGCUGGUGGGUCGCCAGCAUCGACAUGGCUGCUAACGAGGAGGCGAAUGAAAACGUGAUUGUGAAAUUGAGCGAAUCUUUCACCGAGCAGGCAGGACAGGUGACGGCAGAUGUGGCCCAGUUGCUAGGGGAACACAAAGUGGACGCCAUCUUGUGUGUGGCGGGCGGAUGGGCUGGAGGAAACUGUAGUUCCAAAGACUUGUACAAAAACACAGAUUUGAUGUGGAAACAGAGCGUGUGGACCUCCACCAUCUCCAGCCACCUUGCUGCUCGCCACCUAAAACCAGGUGGACUGUUGACUUUGGCUGGAGCUAAAGCAGCCCAGUCAGGCACUGGAGGCAUGGUCGGCUAUGGCAUGGCAAAAGCUGCCGUCCACCAGCUGUGUCAGAGUCUUGCAGCAAAAAACAGUGGGAUGCCGUCAGGAGCUGCUGCUGUUGCCAUACUGCCCGUUACCUUGGAUACGCCGAUGAACAGGAAGUUCAUGCCUGACGCAGAUUUCGGUUCCUGGACACCGCUGGAGUACAUUGCAGAGAUGUUCUUCAACUGGGCCACCGGAACAAACCGGCCGGCCUCAGGAAGCCUGAUGCAGCUGCUGACCUCCGGAGGUGAAACCCAGGCUGUGGCUGCUCAGUAGAGGACAGAGUGGAGCUGUGGAGCCGGCGAUGGGGGUUGGUAGGGAGGGAGAGAUAAAGAUGGAUGGGGGGGGAGAGGAGAAGACGGAGAGCCACAGAGAAAGAGGCUGAAUCAGGGAGGAGGGUGUGGUGAAGAAGAGUAAGAGAGAUGGGAGGAGUGAUGAGGAGGGCUGGAAGGUGUAGAGGUGAAGAAGUGAGAUGGUGACAGAGAGGAACUGAAUAAAAGAGGGAGGUGGAGAGGAGACGCCCCAUGGGUUAGCUUCGGAGGAGGAGGGAGGAGGGCGUUCUUUGCAAAUGUAGCCUCACAGCGCCAUCUAGCUGUACAUCACUGCGACCGUCCCGCUGUAACACACAAUCAGACUGUGGUAAAUCUCCACUAAUGAUAAUUCACUGUUGACCAAUGGACCAUCAAGACUUACUCAGAGUAUUUCAUUUCAAAGAUCAGUGAUGUGAAAUUGUUUUAAUUGAGAAACAGAGUACAUACUGGUGUAUUUGGGGAUCAUUUGGUGUGACUGAUGUGAAAGCGGGAGCUUUAAUGAUGCAUAUUUGUGAAGCUUUCCAGUUUGUGAUGCCAAAUGAUUAUAUUCUAGUGUUAUUAUGGCAGGAAAAAUGCAGAAAAUUAAAGAGCAGUGUCUUUUCCCACCUAUGAUUUGCUGUAGUUGACCAUCCUUCCCCGCUAAACAGCUUCAUAACGACAUUACCUGUGAGUCCAAUGUGACAUGUGAGAUCUGUAGACCUUUUAGUUUCUACUGUUAAAUGUUCCCCUGGAGGUCCUCAGCCACUGCGGAAACUCAAAGUAGAAGAAAGCCGCUGUCUUCUCUCAAACGGACAAUACGCUUUAAAGUGGAGUGGCCUUAUUUUCUGUUUGUAGCUGUCAAGUCCAAGUGUCCUUGGUGUUCGUGGUAUGAAAACUGCCCAGUUCCUGUUGUGAGUUUUCUAAGUUGUCUAUUGUGUCAAAAUUCACAAUAAAAUGAGUAAAAAUAAA
Molecule: messenger RNA, 1749 nt
Organism: Amphiprion ocellaris (clown anemonefish)
Lineage: Eukaryota; Metazoa; Chordata; Actinopteri; Pomacentridae
Gene: qdpra
Product: quinoid dihydropteridine reductase a
Exons: 7
Coding region: 56-766 (236 amino acids)
Biological process (GO): tetrahydrobiopterin biosynthetic process; L-phenylalanine catabolic process
Cellular component (GO): cytoplasm
Molecular function (GO): NADH binding; 6,7-dihydropteridine reductase activity; NADPH binding
Source: RefSeq, a predicted model, not a curated record